GUGUUGUAGACGGCUGGAAUCAAGUGCAUUCUCACAGCACUUUCAUUGUGCACCAUCGCGUUAUCCCCGGGGUUGGGCAGAAAGGGGGCAGAUGAGGGCACUCCUGCUUUACACCCGGGAAUCUGACUGUUGUCGUACAGCAGUGAGCCCACGAGUGGGACUCCUGUAACAUUCCGUAUAAAUCUGGGGCAACUCUAUCAAAUUUCUUUGGAGACCAAAGUUUGCAAUCUCAACGUUGCACUUUUUGUCUUUUAAAGAAAAGGGGGCUGGAUCGAGGUCAUCUUUAGAUUGAACAGACGUGUUUUGCUGGCUGAAUCCUGUCCGAGGGGAGUUGCGAGGGGGAGACCGAGAGGAGCAGGCGGCUCUGGUCGUGUUCAAUGACAGUAGCGGCAGCAGCGUCGCUGGGAGACGGGACUCGCUGCAAUGGCAGAGUCCACGCAGGUCACACCGGUAAACAUCAACAGCCUGAAGGAACCCACGCUGAAGAAAAUAAGCGAUCUGCUGGACAAGACCAACAACCGGGGAUGGAGGAAACUGGCAGAGAUUGUGGGAACUGACAAGCGCUUCAGACUCACUUCAGAGGACCUAGAUAAAUGCUCAUUGAAGGUCCUGGAUCCAGAAGGAAGCCCCAGCCGGAGUUUGCUCCAUGUGAUGGGCAACCGGGGUGUGACUGUGAAAGAUCUGUUGGACUUCCUUCAAGUUAUGGGACAGACUGAGGCCUUUCAGCUGCUGAGAUCCUCAGCUUCAUUGAAGAUAGUGAUCCAGCCUGUUUCCCAGGCUGUACUGGCUGGUCAGGCAGUGAGACUCUUUUGCCAAGCUGCAGGGAAUCCGAAUGUUGAAUAUCAGUGGUUUCGAAAGGAUGUUGAGAUUCCAAAUGGCAAUACCCCAGAGCUUGUGAUUAAUCCAGUUUCUGUAAAUGAUACCGGGUGGUACAUCUGCAGAGUGAACAGUGGCUGCUUUUUUGAAUUUAGUCUCUGGGUGCAACUUGAAGUUUAUAAUUUCAGUGCUGUCUGUGGAAGAAGAUUCUAUACCUCUGAGACCAGUCUUCAGAUUAUAAAUCAGCCACAAACCCAGAAACUAAAGGUAGGAGAUACACUUACAUUGGAAUGUACUGCAAUUGGAAUACCACUGCCACGUUAUCAAUGGAUAAGAAAUGGAUUACCAGUCAGCAAUGGCUGUGAAAGACACUACAAAAUAUGUAAUAUAAACCGAGACAAUCAGGGACGGUAUUGUUGCCGUGUGUUCAAUGACAAGGCGGAACAAUGGAGUAUGGAAGCAGAUGUAUUUGUAGAUGAGACGAAAUAUCCAAGAGAAACAGGUAAUCCAGUUGAAGUUGGACCACUAGACUUAGGAUUUAACCAAAGACAUUAUGCAACAGACAAGGUGGCUCUUCUGAUUGGCAACAUGUCCUAUCUCAACCACCCCAAAUUAAAGGCACCAAUGAUGGAUGUAUAUGAACUGACCAAUUUGUUGAGACAGCUGGAUUUUAAAGUGGUAUCUCUGUUAGACCUCACUGAAUCAGAGAUGCGUAAUGCAGUCUAUGAAUUCUUACUCUUGCUGGACAAGGGAGUAUAUGGUUUAUUGUACUAUGCUGGACAUGGAUACGAAAACUAUGGAAACAGUUUUAUGGUCCCGAUUAAUGCUCCAAAUCCCUAUAGAUCAGCAAACUGCUUGUGCGUGCAGAGCAUCCUUAAGCUAAUGCAAGAGAAGGAGACUGGAUUGAAUGUCUUCCUGCUGGACAUGUGCAGGAAAAGGAAUAUGCAUGAUGACACCAUUCCAAAUAUGGAGGCCUUAAAAGUUACAGCCAAUAUUGUGUUUGGAUACGCAACAUGUCAAGGUGCAGAAGCAUUUGAAAUUCAGCAUUUUGGAUUAGCAAAUGGCAUAUUUAUGAAAUUCCUAAAGGAACGCCUGUUAGAGGAUGAAAAAAUCACAGUGUUGCUUGACAGAGUUGCUGAAGACAUGGGAAAAUGUGACCUCACUAAGGGAAAGCAAGCUCUGGAAAUUCGCAGCAGUCUCUGUGAGAAGAGAGCCUUGACCGAUCCAAUCCAUUCAUCAGGCUGCUCCGCUGAAUCACUGGCACGCAACCUGCAGUGGGCAAAGGCCCAUGAGCUACCUGAAAGUAUGUGGCUUGAGUUUGACUGCGGUGUCCAAAUUCAACUAGGUUUUGCUGCUGAGUUCUCAAAUGUCAUGAUAAUUUACACGCGUAUUGUGAAAAAACCAAAAGGAAUUACAAUGUGCAAAGCAUAUGUCACAGAUUUUCCACAGGACCUAGACAUUGAUCCUAAAAAGGCAAACAAAGGGACACCUGAAGAAACAGGAAGCUACCUACUCUCUAAGGAUUUACCAGAGCAGUGUCUUUACACGAGACUAAGUGCUUUACAGAAACUGAAGGAACGACUGAUCUUCACAGCCUGCCUCCGUUAUCGAUAUCAAGGACUUGAUGAAUCUGUAGAAGAGGCCAAGGAGGUAGAUGUAGGAAAGCCACUCAUUGCAAAACUGGAUAUCCAUCGCACCAUUAGGAGAAACAGCUGCCUAGUGACCUGUCCUAUGCCUCACAGCCCAUUGCACAGCCCAGUGCACAGCCCAUCCCACAGCCCAGUGCGAAGCAUGGCUUACAGUCCCGAAUUUGAGCAUUACCACCACAACCAACAUUAUCAAGCUAACUCUCACCUCGGAGUCUACAACCCAAAUUCAUCCAUGAUGGGUGCAGUAGGCUGCACCAUUCCUGCUGACAACUGUAAAUACAACACGUAUACAUGUAUGUCAGAUUGGAGUCAAAGACCACAUUUCUGCAGUGGCAGCGUAAGAGAGAUCAAUAUUCCUGUUGAGAAUGACAUCAAUGAUCUGCAGUCUGACUUCAAUACCUGUCUUCAAUUCACUGAGCAUUAACAUGCAAACAAUUGUCCGGAAUAUACUGAGGAGGAUUGUCCACUGGAACAAUACUGGCUCCCACUGGAAGAAACAAAAUGUAGACUAUCUCCAUUUGAGUGAUGCACCAAUGAUGAGGCUGUCCAAUGUAUUUUCCAUUAUCUGCACAAUUAUAAUGCUGGACAGUUGGGCAUUUGUGAACAAUUACAUAGACUUGGGCCACCUUGAAGGUUAUCAGCUGUUUUCCACCCAUCCUCAGGAUGCCUUCCAUGCGGCUGUGUGUGAAAGAAUGACAUUUAAAUAUUAUGGUGGGAAUUAACCAUUACUUAGAUUUAUUUUGAUUACUGACAAUGUGGAAACAGGCCCUUCAGCCCAACAAGUCCACACCAACCCACUGAAGCGCAACCCACCCAAACCCAUUCCCCUACAUUUUACCCGUUCACCUAACACUACAGGCAAUUUAGCAUGGCCAAUCCACCUAACCUGCACAUUUUUGGACUGUGGGAGGAAACCGGAGGAAACCCUCGCAGACACGGGGAGAAUGUGCAAACUCCACACAGUCAGUCGCCUGAGGCAGGAAAUGAACCCAGGUCUCUGGCCCUGUGAGGCAACAGUGCUAACAACUGUGCCACCAUGCCGCCCUUACUGUUGUCAAUGACUGUAUCAUCCUUUAAUUGUUUUCUCUGCUGCAUCAGACAUACAUUACUUGCAUGCAUUCAUAAUUUAUUGGCAGUUUUAGCAGAAGGACCAUGGUCUAUAAUGCAGAAGGCAUGAAUGUCAAAGUAUUCAUAAAUCAGACAAUGGUGAUAAGGAGAAUCUAAAAUUGAAUUUAAACAUUUCCAGACUGUAGAAGGAAAGUAAUAUAGUUAGGGAACAGGUCACAUAGUUUUAAAAUCCAAAGAGGGAAGGUUAGAUCAAGAGAUGCUGGAGUUAAUUUUGAUUUAAUUACAAUGAGGGCACAAUAGAUUUAUUCAUCAGUCACUCACAUUAGACUCAUAGAAUCAUGCAGUAAAGAAGAAGCACUUUGCCAAAACUACUCUCUAUCUCCGAGUCCCACUUUCCAGCACUUGUCCCAUAGCCUUGAAUGUUAAAACCUUUCAGUUGCUCGUUCAAGUACGUUUAAAGGUUGUGAGAUUUCCUGCAUCAGCAAUUGAGUAGCACAGUGAUUAGCACUGCGACAUUAUAGUGCCAGGGACCCGGGUUUGAUUCCCACCUCGAGUGACUCUCUGCAUGGAGUUUGCACAUUCUCCUCGUGUCUGUGUGGGUUUCCUCCCACAAUCCAAAGAUGUAUGGGUUAGGUGAAUUGGCCACACUAAAUUGCCCAUAGUGUUAGGUGCAUUAUUCAGGGGUAAAUACAGGACAGGGAGAUGGCUCUGGGUGGGUUACCCUUCGGAGGGUCGGUAUGGACUUGGGCCAAAGGGUCUGUUUCCAUACUGUAGGUAACUUAAUCUAAUCUAAUUUCAAAAACAACCAACUACCUUAACUAACUACCCUAUGAACCCGGUCUUGCCAACUUCAGGGGUCUCUGGGCAGAUAAUUAAUCUCUUUUCAGCAGCAUAAUCCAUUAAGUGUAUUCCAAUAUUUAUGUUAGAAUGAAAAUAGAAAUCAUUGCAUUGACAUUCCAGAAAGUAGUGCACAUAGUAGUGUCAUAGAUGAAGUGAGGUUUUAGUUUCAAAUACAAGAAUAUCACAGAUGACACAUUGUAAGGGUGAUUGUUUUAUUGUACACUGUGGAGUGAAACUAUAAGUUUGUUCUCUUUAAACCAUUUAGGAUCUCUCCAUGUAUGUAACACAAUACAAGUGUGACCAGGACAGUCACCAACCUGAAACUUUGUGUUGAACCAUCAUUUAAUAUAAUUUGCUAACUCACUUUUUCUUGCUUUCCUUUCAUGGCCUCAUUUUUGCCCUUGUAUAAGUUAUUAAAAAUAGUCUCAAAUUCA
Molecule: messenger RNA, 4807 nt
Organism: Hemiscyllium ocellatum (epaulette shark)
Lineage: Eukaryota; Metazoa; Chordata; Chondrichthyes; Orectolobiformes; Hemiscylliidae
Product: mucosa-associated lymphoid tissue lymphoma translocation protein 1-like
Exons: 16
Coding region: 424-2889 (821 amino acids)
Biological process (GO): proteolysis
Molecular function (GO): cysteine-type endopeptidase activity
Source: RefSeq, a predicted model, not a curated record